CCAUUGAAAAGGCUGUUAGGGGGAAGAGCAAAAUAUAGUAACAGCACAAACAAGAACCUGCAUGACAGUGAAGGUUUGGGGGGAGAGCUGGCUCGUGCUAUACGGGUUACCCAGACCCUGUCAGUACCCCAAAUCUAAAAAGCCUGACCUAUAGCUGGCUACACUCUGCAUCUUACUGACUCUGAGUGCAUGGACACCAAGGCAGCUCUCUCUGCGAACCCAGCUCCCAGGAGUAUACGGACAGCAAUCCCAAUUCUCUAGGAUGGAGCACAGGGCAGAAUGAGUAGCUGAGCACAGGAGGGAGAGAAGGAGGUAAAGAGAAAGAGAGGAGCUCCACCUGUACAGCAGCCAUCACACUAUAACCACAGCAGAAGCCCCCACAACACAAUCCUAGGACAGGGGUCAGAAUGGAGGGCAAUACAGGUGGUGUCAUUGCUUACAUCCGCUCCUCAAGCUCAGCCUCCAGCCCUUCCUCCUGCCACAGCGAGAGUUCUAACAGUAGUUUCCAGUCAUCCUCUCUGCCAUCCUCCCCCAGCAGUUCUUCCUCGGAAGGAAGUUGCGGUGGGAGCAGUGGAAAUGGAAGCAAGAGAAAAAGUGACCUUUCUAAUGGAGGCAUCCAGUCCAGCCUGCAGGAAACACAGAGAAAUCAGCAAGUGGACACGUUGUGUAUCACGACAACCUAUACGAGUGUUCCAACCCAGACCAAAACCCACGGGGGGCCUUCAUCCAAAUUCAAUGGCAUGAUCCUCCUGUGUAAGGUGUGUGGCGAUGUAGCGUCUGGAUUUCAUUAUGGGGUGCACGCUUGUGAAGGCUGCAAGGGUUUUUUCAGACGAAGCAUACAGCAGAACAUCCAGUACAAAAAGUGCCUCAAAAACGAGAGCUGCUCCAUCAUGAGAAUGAAUCGAAAUCGGUGCCAGCAAUGCCGAAUUAAGAAGUGUCUGUCUGUUGGGAUGUCCCGUGAUGCUGUUCGCUUUGGCCGCAUUCCAAAGCGUGAGAAGCAAAGGAUGCUAAUUGAAAUGCAGAGUGCCAUGAAAUCAAUGAUGAACAGCCAAUUCAGGGGCCCUGUACUUACCGAAACGCUACCAAAUUAUCAAGCAUCUCCAUCUCUACUGCCAUCACUUCCCCAACCAGCUCAAGAGAAGCCAGAAUCUAAAUUUCAGUGUUACACAAAAGUGAAUAGUUCCAACCUACCAAAUCCUCCUGCUCGUCCUCCACCACCAUCUUCACCUCCAUCCUUUGACGCUAGCAAAGAAGAUGUUAUCCGGACUGUAACCAGGGCUCACAGGGAGACCUUUAUGUAUAACCAAGAGUCUUCUGAAGUUCCAGCUGCAACAUAUGGACAUAGAGAAGAAGGAAAUUUUGGUGUCAAAUGCAAUAACAAUGACCAUUUUAGCAAGUCACAGAAUUCCCCUCAUUACCACGUGAAUGAAAGCCAGAACCAUAUGAAUGGGACAAACAAAGGCAGGAAUAUCAUGGACUACCAGAGUGGGCAUGCCAUCUCCUUUGCCAAUGGACACAGUGUCAACUUUUCAAACGGAUUGUCCCGUUGUAGUAAAGCAUCAAUGUGUGAUGUACCUCAGAACAACAACAUGAGUGGAUACAUUUGCAGCAGAGGACAACGAAGAAAUCUGGUCUGUCCGAUGAGCAUGUCUCCAUUCAUGGAUCCCAAUAAAUCUGGACCUCAAAUCUGGGAAGAGUUUUCUAGGAGUUUUACCCCCGCUGUUAAAGAGGUAGUUGAAUUUGCCAAGCGCAUUCCAGGAUUUAAAGAUCUCUCACAACCUGACCAGGUUAAUCUUCUGAAGGCUGGGACAUUUGAGGUGCUGAUGGUACGGUUUGCGUCACUGUUUGACGCUAAGGAGCGUACUGUCACCUUUCUUAGCGGGAAGAAGUACAGUGUUCAUGAAAUGCACACGAUGGGAGCUGGAGAUCUGCUGAACUCUGUGCUUGAUUUUAGUGAGAAGCUCAGUGCUCUGCAGCUUAGUGAAGAGGAGAUGAGUUUAUUUACAGCAGUUGUCCUGGUGUCUGCUGAUCGAUCUGGUAUUGAAAAUGUAAACUCUGUUGAAGCUCUGCAAGAAACCUUAAUCCGCGCUCUUAGAACUCUAAUCAUGAAAAACCACCACAAUGAGGCCUCAACCUUUACCAAACUCCUUCUUAAGUUAGCAGAUCUGCGGAGCCUCAAUAACAUGCACUCAGAGGAACUUCUGGCCUUCAAAAUUCACCCAUAGGCCUCUUAAUGACGAAUGUGUUGUCUGUUGUACAUUGUGUGAUAGAGCAUAUCUGUCUAGUGUUAGGCUACACCUCCCUUUAAUUUCUACGCACUAUUAAACCACUCCAACUCACACAGCUUUGUGCCUUCCUUUUAACAUGUGCAUUGUCCUUACUAGUGGCCUAUCAGUUUGUUACAGAGGAUUGCCUACUAACUGGCACUUACCUACCUACGUACCUUUUAUAGUGUAUUGUGGGAGAGGUCAAAAUAAGAGUGGAUAUACUUUCAGGCACCCGGAAGACCCAAAGAAGCUGUGUUGUGUUGGAAAGGUUGUGUGGUUGUAAAUUCCGUUCCCACUUGGUGGAGCCAAAAUUAUAUUCUACCAAAAAGUUUAUGCUUAGCUCUGACAGAGCUUUUUGAUCCAAACAUUACCAAGCCUAGUAGCAUGACAGGUUUUAAAAACAGUCUGUGGAAUCGUUGUUCACUAACACUAUGUUAAUCAAGUUUAAUUAUCGUUUAACGCACUUUGGAAAUACUUCUAAAGUUCUAUAUAGUAAUUUAUAGAUGUCAGACAAUAAUUUCUGUUGUGAAGCCAUUUUGUCAUAAUUGUAGAACUCUAAGCCAGUUUUGUGCCUAAACAUCUGGAUCGAUCUCAUUUGGCACAUAUUCUUAGAUAUUGUAAAUAUCAGUAGGUAGAAUGUUAAAAUAUAUAAAUUUAUAUAUGUAAAUGGCAGCCUCCUCACAAUAUUUUAACAUGUGAAGAAAGCUGCUACAGUUUAAGUUGAGGUUUAUGAAAUGUUUAAAAAUAUUAAGACUUUAUUGAGGAAUUUACAAUGAACUGUAUAUAUAUUUUUUUUGUUUUUAGGUAAAAAAAAAUAAAAAAAAUUAUAAAACUGAUGAUGCUGCUGGCGCUGAAAACAUUUAACCCUUUGAGCGCCAGAUUGGCUGUUGUGUGCCCGCGCAUUGCAAGAACCAUCACUGCAUCACACGACUGGCACCAAAAUUAAGUUAAGCCUACCAAUGCAAUUGGAUCUUGCAAUAUGUCAAAUUUCAAGUUGCUACUUUGUUGGCACAGCUGUGUAUGUAUGUG
This is a messenger RNA of Pelobates fuscus (common spadefoot toad), 3296 nucleotides long. RefSeq names its product nuclear receptor subfamily 1 group D member 2 (gene NR1D2). Gene Ontology annotation, molecular function: zinc ion binding; RNA polymerase II cis-regulatory region sequence-specific DNA binding; nuclear receptor activity. Gene Ontology annotation, cellular component: nucleus. NCBI's taxonomy places the organism in Eukaryota, Metazoa, Chordata, Amphibia, Anura, Pelobatidae. Gene Ontology annotation, biological process: negative regulation of transcription by RNA polymerase II; hormone-mediated signaling pathway; cell differentiation. The transcript has 8 exons. The record is from RefSeq and is a predicted model, not a curated record. The coding region runs from base 408 to 2225 and encodes 605 amino acids.